Messenger RNA from Siniperca chuatsi (mandarin fish), 2962 nucleotides. It is a transcript of the gene wdr41, whose product is annotated as WD repeat domain 41. Gene Ontology annotation, molecular function: protein binding. Gene Ontology annotation, cellular component: lysosomal membrane. Gene Ontology annotation, biological process: regulation of autophagy. The transcript is spliced from 13 exons. The record is from RefSeq and is a predicted model, not a curated record. NCBI's taxonomy places the organism in Eukaryota, Metazoa, Chordata, Actinopteri, Centrarchiformes, Sinipercidae. The coding region runs from base 400 to 1752 and encodes 450 amino acids.
CAACCAAAGCUUCCGUAGUUUGAGUCACAUGAAUGGUUUGUUGUGGUCGUGACUGAAAUGCACUUUUAAUAUCAUGUAGCUAGCUUACACACUUCUAUAUUUAUAACGUUACAUUUGUCCGCUUUGGUGAAAUUAUCCGGUCAACAACACGAAGCGUUACACCUCAAAAUAUUCUCACCAAGGCGAUAAAUAGGACGAUAUUUCCACCAAGCGGAAGCGUUUCGGGUUUCUCUGUUUACGCUAAUGACUGGGAAAAUAAAAUGCACGCGCCUGUAACGUUAGCUUGUUUGUUAUGCUAACGUACACGUUAAGCGAUGUUUUUGGCUCAUAUUUAGAGACACAUGUAAAGUGGCUUCAUUCUGGUCCUUCAGAUAACGUUAAUCGCUAAUAAACGAAGUCAUGCUUCGGUGGAUUCUUGGUGGUCGAGACUCUCAGGGUUCAGUGGAGAAAAGCCCCGUGUUGUGCAUUGGAGAGGAACAGCCCAAAAACUGCUUCACUGAGCUGCAGGUGCUGAAAGGACAUUUUGACAUUGUUCGAUUUCUGGUGCAGAUUGAUGACUUCAGAUGCGCCUCAGCAGGGGAUGAUGGCCUUGUUUUGGUGUGGAAUGUUGAGACCGGGGAGAGGCUGCAGGAGCUGAGGGGCCAUUCCCAGCAAAUAACAGCCAUAACCACCUUUACCUGUAAUAAUGGACUCACAUCGCACACCUCGCUCAUCACUGCCUCCUCAGACCGCAGUCUCAGUUUGUGGGACCCUGAUACAGGCAACAGGGUUCAGACCAUUUCAGAUCUUCAGUCUUCUGUAAAGUGUUUGCUGGUGCUGGAGCGGCUGUGUGUGUGGGUCUCCGGCGGGGAAGAACUGUGUGUGUGGAACAAAGACUUUCAGCUGCAGUGUCACAGACAGAACCACAGCGACACUGGAAUAACUGCUUUAAUAGAGCUGCCCAAGAACUGCAUAGCAGCUGCUAUGGAUAAAGAGAUAGUGAUCUACAGGCUGACAGUCUCUACUAAUUCCUCUCUGUCAAUGGCUGAGGUCCGCUGUCUGUCCGACCACCAGGACCAGAUUCGGGCUCUUAUCAACGUCAAUGACGGGCUCUUUGCCAGCGGUUCACAUGCGGGAGAGUUGAUCUUAUGGGAUGCGAUCGAUUGGAACAUCCUGGCCUAUGAGCACAUCCUGUGGGAGGAGUCACAAGCCUGCACUCAGGCUGAGAUACGACUGGCCGCUCCCAAACCCAGUGAGAUGUCCAUUCAGCAUCUGACCACCAAUGGAAAGCACAUCCUUGCAGCUGUGGGCAGCGGUCUGUACGUGUACAGCGUUCUGACCAAGACAGUGGUGGCCUACAGGAAGGUUGCCCAUGACUCUAAUGUCUUACACACCAUGAUGUUAUCUGACAACGAGAUGAUGUCUUGCUCUGAAGAUGGCAGUGUGAGGAUGUGGGAGAUCCAAGACCUGCCUUUACCUGCUGAACCAGCCUCUGCAGGGUUCUUUGGAAUGUGGACUUUUGGCCGGUCAAACAAACAGACUGGUCCUCCGUCAAAGAAGGUCAUAGACGUCCCAAACAUCAGGACACUUGAGUUGACGGGUGAUCUGAUUGGACACUCAGGGGCAGUCCAGAUGUUUGUGAGCUUUAGGGAGAACGGUUUGGUCACAUGCUCGGCAGACCACCUGCUGAUUCUGUGGAAGAACGGAGAAAGGCAGUCCCACCUUCGAAGCCUGGCACUUUUCCAAAAACUGGAGGAGAAUGGAGGACUCUGACUUUUAACCCCUGAAUCGCUGCCUUAAAAAAGGAAAGAUGUGACGUAGGUUGAUGUCGUUGCUUAGAAAUCAUUUGAAUUUACUGUAAUGAUUUUGCAUUUAAUGAUAAUGUUGUUGUUUGCCUUUUGACUGAAAACCAGUAUUUAACUUUCAUUUUAAAAACAAUCAGUAAAUACCUCAUCUCCGAAACAAACAAUUUGCAAUAUUUUUAUUUCCAGCCUGGAGUGUUUUAGUGCUGUGAUGCUGAUGUGAAGUCAGACAUCUUGUAUGGGACAUUCCCUGUUAUGGGUCUUAUGCUGGAAGCCUGUCAGGGAUUAGCAGGUACUUUGUUGUCUAAGCACCUGCCUCAGUCCUCAUUUCGGUGCCGCUUCAUAUUUGGUGUAUAAGCCUGUUUCACAGUUCUCUUUGUAGAGAUUUGGAUGUUUGUUCUUUUUUCACCACCCAGUCUGCAAAAACCCUGUUGUGAUCAUUCUGCAGAUUUGCUCUUCAUAACAUCUGCCCAAUCAGACUCUGAUCACCAUUUGCAUUGGUGUACUAAUUUAAAGGAGUAGUUAAACUUUUAUGCUUAUUUGCAUUCUUGGCGAGAGCUAGAUGAGAAGAGCUAUACCACUCUCAUAUCUGUCUGCUGAAUAUGAAGCUACAGCCAGCAGCCUGGUAGCUUAACUUUGCACAAAGACUGAAAACAGCUAGCCUGGCUCGGGCCGAAGGUAAAUACAAUCUGCCUACCAGCACCUCUAAAGUUUACUAAUUAAAUAUGUUACGACCUGCACAUACCCCCUGUAAAACCCCAACUUAGCUGAGUAGUUGUUAUGCUUCGGUUUUUGUUCACAUUAAACAUUAAUUAGUGAGCUUUACAGGUGCUGGUAGGCAGCUUGUUUUACCUUCGGAUAGAGUCGGUUAGAGCCGCUGUUUCCCCCAGCUUCCACUCUUUAAAUAAUGCUAACUCCUCUCCUGGCUGUAGCCUUAUAUUUACUGGACAGAUAUGAGAGUGGUAUCAAUCUUCUGAUGUAACUCCAGCGACCAAGUGUAUUUCCCAAAAUAUCAAACUAUUCCUAUAAAUGUAUUGCUGCCAUUCAUGUAACAACUUCAUAUUUAAAGAAUGCUUUAAUUGUCUCUCACAAUACAUUUCUGUGUUUGACAGAGAACAUCAAAAUAAGACAUCAUAAUCCAGAGAGCAAACUAAAUUAAAGUGUUCAAACAAACAUUUUAA